Zootermopsis nevadensis is the source of this 5113-nucleotide messenger RNA. The record is from RefSeq and is a predicted model, not a curated record. NCBI's taxonomy places the organism in Eukaryota, Metazoa, Arthropoda, Insecta, Blattodea, Termopsidae.
GGUUGUCCAGCAUGACGAGCCAGUUUUUAUUGUAAUGUGCAAGUACGAGAUAAAACUCUAACAAGAAAGAUAAAUUCGACGUGGCACUAAAGUUUUCCUUAGCAAGCAUUACAAUGCAGUUUUUGAAUGCGAUAAGCAGUUAGUUCCAUGCGAGAGGCAGCACAUCACAAUGUGAAGUCUCGCAGAAAUGAUACGUUACAUUUUCUUAAGUACAUGAAAGAGACUCGGUAACGAGGCCAUGUCGGACAUCGUGACGGUUUCUGUUGUGCAGGGGAAGCUCAGAGGAAGGGAAGCGACUACGAAAUCUGGAGGCACGUACUACAGCUUCCAAGGAAUCCCUUACGCCAAACCACCUAUCGGACCACUGCGUUUCAAGGCUCCUCAGCCAGCUGACUCCUGGGAUGGAAUGCGAGAUGCCCUCGUCGAAGGACCAAUCUGUUCUCAAAUUGAACUACUCAAGAAAGAAUUCAAAGGACAAGAGGACUGUUUGUACCUUAAUGUGUAUACUCCGAAGCUUCCAGGAGGAUCUGAGGAUUUCUUGAAGGCUGUCAUGGUGUGGAUCCACGGUGGUGGAUUCGCAAUGGGAGAUGGGAAUUCUUGGAUGUACGGGCCCGACUACCUGGUGGCUGAAGGAGUCGUCCUUGUCACCCUAAAUUACCGCCUGGGCCCUCUAGGUUUCCUCAGUACUGGCGACUCAGUGGUUCCUGGUAACAACGGUCUGAAGGACCAGGUGAUGGCCCAGCAGAACAUUGCGCAAUUUGGGGGGGAUCCUGGCAACGUUACUAUCUUCGGUGGAAGCUCCGGAGGUGCUUGUGUGCACUUUCAUAUGUUGUCUCCCAUGUCUGAAGGACUGUUCCAUCAUGCUAUAUCUCAAAGUGGAUCAGCUAUGAAUCCAUGGGCAUUCGACGAGAACCCUCGGAAGAAAGCAUUUACACUAGGAGAAGUCCUGGGAUGCAGGACGAACGACUCAAGCAAAUUAGUGGAAUUCCUUCGCUCAGUGUCAGUGCAGCGUCUUGUGGAGAGCCAGGAUAAAGUUAAAGUAAAGGAGGUGAAGUACAGAGGGAAAUGUCUGUUCACACCUGUAAUCGAGCGCGGAAGAAUUGAAGGACAAGAAAUUUUCCUUCAUGAUUCUCCCAUUGAUCUGAUGACUCAGGGAAGGUUCCAUAAAGUGCCUCUUAUAAUUGGAAUAACUUCACACGAGGGCCUACUCAUGCUUAAAGAGAUUCAAAUGAACCCACAACAACUGGACAUAUAUAACAAGAACUUCGAGCUCUUGGUUAAAAGAGUAAUCCACGUGGAGCUGAGUGCCAGUCAGUUGAAAGAAGCGGCCCGUAAAGUCAGGCGAUUCUAUUUUGGAGACCGGCCAUUGUGCCAGGAAACCUUACUGGAGUACGUGGAUCUGAACACUGAUGUUCAAUUUGUUCUUCCUAUCUACAUGCAAAUUGUACGACAUAUAUUACAUUCUACAUUCCCUGUAUACUGCUACCGGUUUUCAUUCGAUGGAAAACUGGCGUACCUGAAACAACUACUUGGAAUGACGCAGUACCCAGGUGUGUGUCAUUCUGAUGAGUUGGGUUACCUGUUUCGAGUGGGACACAUGGAUCCCGACUUGGAUCCUGACAGUCCAGAGGCGAAGACUCGAUCGCGACUCGUCAAGAUGUGGACAAACUUUGCGAAGACUGGGUGUCCGACUCCGAAGAAGGACUGGCUGGUCAAUGUGAUAUGGAAGCCCACUGUUCUCGGAGAACGCUGGUACCUGAACAUCGACACUGAGCUCACAACGCAUCUUCACUUGAACAAAGAACGUAUCACUUUCUGGGAAGACAUUUUUCGUUCCCUCGAAAACACCAGCAGCAGCAACCAACACGCAGCCAUGGCGGAGACAGUGAGUGUUCAAGUGUCCCAAGGGGGGCUGAGAGGAAGGAAAGUAGCAACCGAAACUGGGAAAACGUACUACAGCUUUCAGGGCAUUCCGUAUGCAAAGCCUCCCGUGGGAGCUCUCAGAUUCAAGGCUCCACAACCUGCAGACGCCUGGGAGGGAAUUCGCGACGCCAUUACUGAAGGCGCUGUCGCUCCGCAGGUAGCUGAGAUUAUCGGCACAGGGUACGCAGGAGAAGAAGACUGUCUCUUUCUCAAUGUCUAUACACCUCAACUCCCAAAAGACACAGCAGAAACCCUGAAACCAGUUAUGUUUUGGAUCCAUGGAGGUGGUUUCUACAUGGGUUUUUCAAACACAUCCUUCUAUGGCCCAGACUACCUCAUGACCGGUGACGUCAUCCUGGUCACACACAACUAUCGUCUGGGACCUCUAGGUGAUCCUGGCAACGUCACCAUCUUCGGGGAGAGCGCUGGGGGAGCUAGUGUUCAUCAUCAAAUGUUAUCACCAAUGUCAAAAGGGUUGUUUCAACGUGCGAUCUCUCAGAGCGGCUCGGCGCUCAAUCCGUGGGUUUUCUCAGAUUCCACAAUAGUUCGCAGGAAGGCUUUCAAACUGGGCGAAGUGUUGGGCUGUAAGACAACGAGUUCCAAGGAACUGGUGGAACACUUACGAGAAGUACCCGUAAGAGAACUUGUUGAAGUUGUGGACAAGGCCCUCACGGAGGAGGAGAAACAUCCUUUGCCGUUGUACUUUUCCCCAACGAAUGAAGAAGAAAAUGAGAGCGGAGAAGAAAUAUUUCUACCCGACAACCCAAUCAACAUCAUAGCACAAGAGAGAUUCCACAAGAUUCCAUUUAUUAUUGGAGUCACUGGAGCAGAGGGUAUAUUCUUACUAAAAGAUGCUGAACAAAAUCCAGAAUGGAUUGAGUCACUAAACGAAAACUUUGAGCCUCUCAUAACAACGAACCUUAACGUUGACAAGAAUACAGAUGAAUCCAAGUGUAUUGCUAAUAAAGUAAAGAAAUUUUACUUUGGAGACGAAAAGAUCUGUAAGAAGACUUGGCAGCAAUAUGUUGAAUUUUUCAGUGACAUGUGGUUCUUGUAUGGAAUCAACUUAGCCGUCAAGAUGCAUGAGGCAGUUUCACAGACACCCAUAUACUUUUAUAGAUUUGCAUAUGAUGGGAAAAUGGGGCUCACUGACAUGCUGUUUGGAACCGACCGUUUGCCAGGUGCAUCCCACGGUGAUGACAUUGGGUACCUCUUCCAUAUGUCUCACCACGACAAGCUCCAUCUGGGCCCCGAAGAUGAAUGCAUUGAGGUAUCAAAUAGAAUGGUGAAGAUGUGGACCAAUUUCGCAAAGACAGGGAACCCAACUCCAGAGUAUGAUCCGCUGCUGGAAGUAACGUGGGAGGCAGUCUCCAAAUCAAACUACGUCUACCUGAAUAUUGACAAGGAUUUGAGGAUGAAGAAAGAUCUUGAGAAAGAGCGACUGACCUUCUGGGAGGAUGUUUACUCUUCGCUUAUAGUACCCGUCGGAUACUGCGUUCAGAAGUUAACUCCUAACACAAAUAUGCCAGAAACAGUGAUUGUCCGAGUGACUCAAGGGGGCCUAAGAGGGAAGAAGCAGACAGCAAAAACUGGUGCAGCGUAUUACAGUUUCCAAGGGAUUCCUUAUGCUAAACCACCUGUGGGGCAUCUCAGGUUCAAGGCUCCUGAACCAGCCCAGCCGUGGGAAGGGAUUCGCGAUGCGCGUACAGAGGGGUCUGUUUCGCCUCAAAUAAGUUUUAAAGCAGUCGAUGUCGUCUUCGGAGAUGAAGAUUGUUUGUUCCUCAACGUGUACACACCACAGUUACCACCUAACGAUGUCCUGAAGCCAGUCAUGGUUUAUUUGCACGGAGGAGCCUUCUAUUUCGGAUCUGGAAAUACGGAUAUGUUCGGACCUGGUCGUCUGAUGACCGGAGAAGUCAUUCUAGUUACCACCAACUAUCGUCUAGGAGCGCUAGGAUUCCUCACUACUGGUGACUGUGGCAAUGGCCUGAAGGACCAGGUGAUGGCUCUGCGCUGGGUUCAGCAAAACAUUGCGCAGUUUGGGGGGGAUCCUGGCAACGUCACUCUCUUCGGGGAGAGCGCUGGAGGUUCUUCUGUUCAGUUCCAUCUUCUCUCUCCGAUGUCAAAAGGACUGUUUCAUCGUGCAAUCGCUCAGAGUGGUUCUGUACUCAAUCCGUGGGCCUUCGCAGAUUCAUCGACUCUUUGCAAAAGAGUUCAAAGAUUUUGCAAGGCGCUGGGCUGUGAAGCAACUUCUUCUGAGGAGCUGGUUGAAUUUCUCAUGAAGGUUCCUACAGAAGAACUUGUGCUGGGGGUGAAUAAGGCUCUCACAGAAGAGGAAAAGCGACCAAUUGCAACUCUGUUUGUACCAACAAAUGAAAAUGGCGUUCAUGAAGGAGAAGAAACGUUUCUUCCUGGGCUACCAGAAUAUCUGAUGGCAGAAGGAAAAUUUCACAGCGUUCCCUUCAUUACUGGAGUCACUACUUUGGAGUCCAUCUUCGUCUUGGGAGACAUUAGCGCCAAAUCUGAGCUGAGAGAAUUUCUGAAUAACAAGUUUCAUGUAAUUAUAUCCAUGUUUCUUAAUAUUGAUGAAAACUCGAACAAGUGCCGAGAAAUCAGCAGAAAAAUAAAAUCAUUCUAUCUCGGGAACAAACCGGUCUCCAAGGAAACGUUGCAAGAAGUAGCGGAAUUUUACAGCGACAUAUUCUUCGUCAGUGGAGUUUACAGAUCCGCUAAGAAACACCAAGCAAAAUCCUCUUCUCCGGUGUAUUUAUAUAAAUUUUCAUUUGAAGGAAACAUGGGAAUAUCUUCAGCUUGGAUUGGGCCAAAUCUCUUGCCAGGAGCCAGCCAUGGAGACGACUUGGGAUAUUUAUUCGACGGGACUCUGUUUGAGGAUCUACAUUCAAAAGCUGAUGCCGAAAGUAAGAGGAUGUCUGAACAACUUGUUCGCACGUGGACCACCUUUGCAACCACAGGGGAUCCAAGUCUGGGGUCUGACAAGUCUGGCAGUGUAAUUUGGAACCCUGUUACCGAGAACGAAGUUGUUUACAUGGACAUCGACAAGGAAUGGAGUAUGAAGCGAGAUUUUUUCAAAGAUCGCAUGGCAUUCUGGGACGAGAUAUAUGAAUCACUCUGAGGAGAAAUACAAACAUGAUAUGUAAUACUUAUGAAUAUAAUUACAUUUUCAAAUUUC